CUCUGGUGAAGAUCAUCUGUUAGUUCAAGGAGAAGUCGCAUCGUUCCGACUUUUGAUUGUCUGCAAGAUGUUGAAAGCUCUUCGCAUCCGUCUUUAGUGCUAGAAGCCUACAGUAGCGGGAACGACCAUCACGACAGCCACAGUAACGCAACUCUACAGUGGGGCGGUGUGUACGAGAGCACUCCAGCCGCCAACAAGUACUUUCUCUGGUUAGAUGUCAAACAGCUAAACGCUACUGUGCAAGCAGACGAAGAUGAUCAUGGCGCCGCGGGUCACGGUGGCCACGACGUCCGAUCAUCAUGGUGAAAUGAAAGCGCCAUUGAUUACCGUGUUUGGUGCGGCAAGCGAGUCUGCAGCAGAGACUGCCCUUGAAACAACGACUUCACCCGAAGGAGCAUUGGCUGAACACCUGCUGGAAGAAGGUGCUGAGGGACACGGAUGCGUGCGCAACAUCACGUCAUUGGCACUUGGUGGCACCGAGGAAUCUGCUUUAGACUCGGCCACCAUGUCUUCGAAUGCCACGUGUGCCUACCGCUUGCUCUUGGAGGCUGCGCAUGAGGAAAGCGGCAAUCACUCAGCGCACGAAAAAGAGGAGGCCCUUACUCUUCCGUUUCGUCUCUUCCGCCUUGAUUUCGCUGCGAGCACGCAUGUUGUGGCAUUUUCUUCAACGAAAAACCUCAGUUCUGCGAUGACUCUGCUGGACGCAAGUGGCAGCAAGGUUGCUCCGGAGCACGUUCUCCAUGCUGGGGUUGCGGAAUCGUAUGCAGGACACGGGCAUGGAACUGGCCAUGGCGGACAUGCGGGCCACGGUCAUACCGGUCAUGGUCACGCGCAUGCUGCCACUGCAGAUCAUCACGACGAACACGACCAUAAGCCAUGGGGAGAGAUGCUCCUUGCCUGCGCCAUCGUCAACUUUGUCGGUCUAAUGGGUGUUUUGGUGAUCGUGGUGUCUGCUGUGUGCUGCAAGGAUGCAAUGACUGCCUCGUCUCAAGAUGUGUUCCCGAAGGAGGUUGGGUGA
Molecule: messenger RNA, 1018 nt
Organism: Amoebophrya sp. A25
Lineage: Eukaryota; Dinophyceae; Syndiniales; Amoebophryaceae
Source: the annotation of a GenBank genome assembly